This is a messenger RNA of Pyricularia grisea, 1776 nucleotides long. RefSeq lists its product as uncharacterized. Gene Ontology annotation, cellular component: cytoplasm. Gene Ontology annotation, molecular function: thioredoxin-disulfide reductase (NADPH) activity. The record is from RefSeq and is a predicted model, not a curated record. Gene Ontology annotation, biological process: removal of superoxide radicals. The coding region runs from base 440 to 1426 and encodes 328 amino acids. The transcript has 6 exons. NCBI's taxonomy places the organism in Eukaryota, Fungi, Ascomycota, Sordariomycetes, Magnaporthales, Pyriculariaceae.
GUGACUGCUAGCUGCAACGGGAAUAUUCGAUAGGACCCCCUCUUCCGCUUACGAAUCAGCAACUCCUUUCAGCAGGCCAAAGUGACCCAGCUUUUUUUCCGUAGUAGAGAUAUUCCGAUUGACCAAUCUGAUACCCCGCCAACUUCACCCUAUAGCAACAGCCUUUCUCUAACAAACUUCCACCCCUCCUCGCUCUCGGUGCCGUCUCAUAUCCCCUGCAAAAAAAAGCAUCACCGAAACCUAAUCCUCGCAACGGGCCGGGCGCGUGCAGCACGCAUCGCGAACCAGCAAACUGUCCUUCAAGCUGUUUUCAUCAGCCUUCAGACGUACUCUCCGUUCAAGCGGUCCCGGCUUACCAGCAGCCCUUGUUGUUGCCGCCGGUGUUAGGGAACACCCGCCACGUGCCAGCGAAAUCAAGAAGUUUUCGCAGGCCAAAAGGAUGCACAGCAAGGUAGUUAUCAUCGGCUCCGGGCCCGCCGCCCAUACGGCCGCCAUUUACCUGGGGCGAGCCAACCUGAAGCCGGUCAUGUAUGAAGGUUUCAUGGCCAACGGCACCGCAGCGGGCGGCCAGCUGACCACGACCACGGACGUGGAGAACUUCCCUGGCUUUCCCAAGGGUAUUGGUGGCCAGGCACUCAUGGACGCGAUGCGCGAGCAAUCAUCCCGCUUUGAGACCGAGAUCAUCUCCGAGACGGUGGCUAAAGUCGACCUGUCCUCGCGCCCUUUCAAAUACUGCACCGAGUGGUCGCCGGACGUCACGCACACAGCAGAUACGCUCAUCAUUGCAACGGGUGCAUCGGCCCGCCGCCUGGGCCUGCCUGGCGAAGACAAAUAUUGGCAGAAUGGCAUCUCGGCCUGCGCCGUAUGCGACGGUGCUGUGCCUAUCUUCCGUAACAAGCCGCUUUUCGUCAUUGGCGGUGGCGAUAGCGCAGCCGAGGAGGCUAUGUUUUUGACAAAGUACGGUAGCCAUGUCACAGUACUCGUGCGCAAGGACAAGCUGCGCGCCAGCAGCAUCAUGGCCAAGCGCUUGCUGUCACACCCCAAGGUUACGGUCAAGUUCAACUCGGUUGGAGUCGAGGUCAAGGGAGGCGAGAACGGUCUUAUGAGCCACAUGGUCGUCAAAGACGUCGUUACUGGCAAGGAGGAGACCCUCGAAGCCAACGGUCUGUUUUAUGCCAUUGGACACGACCCUGCCACUCAGCUCGUUAAGGGGCAGCUCGAGAUUGAUGAGGAGGGCUAUAUCGUUACUAAGCCGGGUACCCCACUGACGAGCGUCGAGGGCGUUUUUGCUUGCGGUGAUGUGCAAGACAAGAGAUACAGACAGGCUAUUACAAGUGCCGGCUCCGGUUGCAUGGCUGCCAUGGACGCUGAAAAGUUCCUGGCUGAGCAAGAGGACGUCGAGCCCGACCGAGAGGCGCGCAUGUAAGAUUGUCGCAUGUGUUGAUACUUCUUAGAUUUCAAAUCAUGUCGCGUCUGCCGAAGCCUGUCAUUGCCUUGCAAGACCGGCUCGGCGAAUUAUGCGGGUUAAAUUUUAAACUUGCUAUUUGAAAUAUGAUGGAUGGAAGAAGCUAAACAAAUAAAAUAUAUAUGUAUAGAUACAUUCUAUAGAUAAGGCCUCCCUCAGGGGUUUGGUGAGCACAUCUGGUCACCUGUUUGUGCCAGUAUGUGUAUGUAUGGUACAUCAACUGCCGUCUGCAAUACUUGUGGCGGGAAAUCGCCUACUCCCAAGGCUUGUAUGAAGUCUCGAGCAAAAGCGAGAUCGGCAGCCUUGCAGAG